This is a messenger RNA of Pogoniulus pusillus (Red-fronted tinkerbird), 3200 nucleotides long. It is a transcript of the gene DYM, whose product is annotated as dymeclin. The record is from RefSeq and is a predicted model, not a curated record. Gene Ontology annotation, cellular component: Golgi apparatus. NCBI's taxonomy places the organism in Eukaryota, Metazoa, Chordata, Aves, Piciformes, Lybiidae. Gene Ontology annotation, biological process: Golgi organization. The transcript has 18 exons. Bases 214 to 2388 code for a protein of 724 amino acids.
CGUCAGGCAGCUGCUCUGCGGCGCGCAACUGAGUGUGGGCAGCGCCGGGUUGGGGGUGGUGGCUGCGGUCCCGUGGCUGCUGGGACAGGUGGGAGCUGUUCCAGUGCCGGGCCUGUGUUCCGGCCGCCUGCUGCACUGCGGGGCUGUGGUCCGAGCGGACAGCGCUGCGGACGGGGGAUGAAAAUUUAGAAGGUCAUUAGCCAAGUAAACAAGAUGGGAGCAAACAGCAGCAACAUCAGUGACCUUCCAGAAAAUGAAUACUUAAAGAAACUAUCAGGAAUAGAGCCCAUCUCUGAGAAUGACCCGUUCUGGAAUCAGCUAUUGUCUUUUAGCUUCACCACUCCAACCAACAGUGCUGACUUGAAGCUCUUGGAAGAAGCCACCAUCUCAGUCUGCAAGUCUUUAGUUGAGAAGAACCCUCGAACAGGAAACCUUGGGUCAUUGAUUAAAGUCUUUCUGUCUAGAACCAAAGAGUUGAAAAUUUCAGCAGAAUGCCAGAAUCACCUCUUUAUCUGGCAGGCUCACAAUGCACUGUUUAUUAUUUGCUGUUUGCUGAAAGUAUUCAUCAGCCAAAUGUCAGAAGAGGAGCUGCAGCUUCAUUUCACAUAUGAGGAGAAAACGGCAGGCUCCUAUGGAACAGAGUGUGAAGACCUCAUAGAAGAGCUGCUGUGUUGCCUCAUCCAGCUCAUUGUUGAAAUUCCUCUCUUAGACAUUACAUACAGCAUUUCCCUGGAAGCUGUGACCACUCUCAUCGUCUUCCUCUCCUGCCAGUUGUUUCACAAAGAGAUUUUACGAGAGAGCAUCAUCCACAGAUACCUGAUGCAUGGUCGAUGCCUCCCAUACACCAGCAGACUUGUGAAAACAUUGCUGUACAAUUUCAUUAGACAAGAGAGAAGCCCUCCCCCAGGGACCCACAUCUUCCAGCAGCAGACAGACGGAGGAGGGCUGCUCUACGGCAUCGCUUCGGGGGUGGCAACUGGCCUCUGGACAGUCUUCACGCUGGGUGGAGUAGGAAGUAAAGCAGCGCCUCAGUUGGAGCACUGCUCCCCUCUAGCUAACCAGAGUCUUCUGCUUCUCCUGGUCCUGGCUAAUCUGACUGAUGCUCCAGACACACCAAAUCCCUACAGGCAAGCAAUUAUGUCCUUCAAGAACACACAAGAUAGCACUGCUUUUUCAUCAUCAAAUCCACAUGCUUUCCAGAUCAACUUCAACAGCUUGUACACUGCUUUGAGUGAGCAGCAGAAGUCUGAUCAGGCAACUCUUCUUCUGUACAUGCUCCUGCAUCAGAAUGGCAAUGUACGGACAUACGUGUUGGCACGGACAGACAUAGAGAAUCUUGUUCUGCCAAUUCUUGAGAUCCUGUAUCACGUUGAAGAGAGGAAUUCACACCAUGUUUACAUGGCGCUUAUCAUCUUGCUGAUCCUCACAGAGGAUGACGGCUUCAACCGAUCCAUUCACGAAGUGAUCUUGAAAAACAUCACCUGGUAUGCAGAGCGUGUCUUAACAGAGAUCUCUCUGGGGAGUCUCCUGAUCCUGGUUGUGAUAAGAACCAUCCAGUACAACAUGACACGGACACGGGACAAAUACCUUCACACGAACUGUCUGGCAGCCUUAGCCAACAUGUCAGCUCAGUUCCGCUCGCUCCACCAGUACGCUGCUCAGAGGAUCAUCAGUUAUACCUGCCGCCACUUGCGGAGAUAUGUCUAUGUCUUGGACAAACUGUAUUUCCCCCACUCUCACUGCUCUACGCUGCAGCAUUGCUUCUCGACCCUCAGUGACAAUGGAGAGGAACUCUUAUCUUUAACUUGUUCUCACAUUCUCAGAUCCUAUGCUGCCAGUUUAUUUUCUUUGCUGUCUAAAAAGCACAACAAAGUGCUGGAGCAAGCCACACAGUCCUUGAGAGGUUCCCUGAGUUCAAACGACUCACCACUUCCUGAUUAUGCGCAGGACCUGAAUGUGAUUGAAGAAGUGAUCCGGAUGAUGCUGGAGAUCAUCAACUCCUGCCUGACCAACUCUCUCCACCACAACCCCAACCUGGUGUAUGCGCUGCUUUACAAGCGGGACCUGUUUGAGCAGUUCAGAACUCACCCCUCCUUCCAGGACAUCAUGCAGAACAUAGAUCUGGUGAUCAGCUUUUUCAGCUCCCGGUUAGAACAGGCUGGAGCCGAGCUGUCAGUGGAGAGAGUUCUGGAAAUCAUCAAGCAAGGAGCUAUUGCUUUGCCCAAAGACAGGCUAAGAAAGUUCCCUGAGCUGAAGUUCAAGUACGUGGAGGAGGAGCAGCCUGAGGAGUUCUUCAUCCCCUAUGUUUGGUCUUUGGUCUACAACUCUGCCGUAGCCCUGUACUGGAACCCGCAUGACAUCCAGCUCUUCACUAUGGACUCUGGCUGAAGGCCAUUCCCUAGCCAAGCCUCCUCAGCUCCUUCUUCUGACAGAAAACCAACCUCCUCACCGCGUCUUCAACGUGACCCUUCCCAGCGUGCACCCUCUGACCCCAAAGCUUAUGGAGAACGAAGCUCACCGCUAGCAUACAGCCCAACGUCCCAUCUUCUGGAAGCAGACUGCCACCACCAGCCACGCUGGCAACAAACUGUGGUGUGAGGCACUGGCAGCUUGUAGGCAAACGUCUAUUUAUAGUCCUGUAACCUAGAGCUUGUUUGAUGAAAAUGAGGCCUUACACAUGGGGUAUGAUGUUACUACCAGCCACAAACCUGAUUGCUCUUUUAACUUAAGGGGAUAAAUGGGGAAGGAGGUUGUGGACUUGGAUUUGGAAGCAGCUUUUGGAAGAAGCUGCGUUGGGUCAAGCUUUCUAUGGUCUGUUGGCUUCUGCCGUGGGUUCCUCGUUCCCUGAUCCCUUGCUUUCACUCCCACUCCUUCAGUUUGGUAGCACUGUCAAGGCUGUGGUCAUUAUGUUGUCAUCCAGGCAAACAAAGUGAGCAGGACGUUAGCCAGAUUAGCUCCCAGGCAGAUCCAAACCACUCGUAUCAGACAAAACCAGAAAAAGUUUGUGGGAGGAUUUUCAACAGCAGCUCUUUUGCUGUUGUUUGUUUGACUGGCAUAUCCUCUCUGCAGGGAUACAAACACCAGCUUUUGGAGUCAGGUCCCUUAGAAACUCAUUUUACUGUGAAAAAAUUGUUCCUGGAAAUUAAAUGUGUAGGGGAAAGAAAAAAAGAAAGAAAGAAAGAAAGAAAGAAAGAAAGAAA